CACCAGAAAAUCCGUAACACCCCAGUCGACAAGAGGCAUCAUCAAACACACAAGUCCAAGAUGGAGUAACGCUGAAGACAGCAGUCCGGAGUCCCCCGCUGAAUGUUGAAACACAUUCAAACACACAUUUCUUUAAUUGUAGGUUAAAACUGAAGCCUUGUUGCCGUCCUCUUUCCUGCUGUCGAGCAAGCUGCGCAAAAACAGUGAAGGAUGGAGCCAUCAGAGCAGUCAGGUCCAGACUCUGCCUCCCAGGAUGUUAACCCUGUGUUUCUGCAGCAGCUCCGAGAGCUGGACAUCCCAGAGGAGGCAGCGAAACAGGCACUACUGCACACUCGGAACGUGUCUGCCGAGGAAGCGGCCAUGUACUACUACAACAAGCUGGAGAAUGAGGAGGAGGGAGAUGAUGACCUCAUGUUCAAAAUGGUGUUUGUGGUGAACAUGGACCUCGCCAUGGGUGUUGGAAAGGUGGCAGCCCAGGUCGGCCAUGCUGCUGUGGGUUUGUACCAGGCUCUACAGGAGAAGAACAGCUGGAGGGAGAUGGCCUGGAAGUGGGACCACAGCGGAUCCAAGAAAGUGGUGGUCCAGGGCACCAAUGUGGCUCAUCUACUAGAGCUGCAGGCCUUGGCCAUGAGCCUCAGCCUGCCCACUUAUCUGGUCCAGGAUGCAGGGCUGACCCAGGUGGAGUCUGGGUCCCGCACUGUCCUGGCCAUCAUGGGCGAGGAGGACAUGGUGAACAAUGUCACUGGGAGCCUCAAGCUGCUCUGAGGGGGCUGAAAUCCACAUUGGGGAAGGCAUGACCCUGCAGUGCCACCGUGCAACCAGCAGAGGGCAACAUUUCCCAGCGGCACAGAGAGUCUCGGCAUGCAAGAGUGUUACAACCUUAAAAAAGAACUGAAGAAGAUGAAGAAGGGGAAUGUCCCAACACCAGAAAACAAACACUCUCAGCCAUUUGUUUCCCUUUCAUUCUUUGUCUGAGCGGCUUCGUCUGCGGUUGAGAGCAGGAGGGGGGCGAGACAUCGGUUCUUCACAGGAGAACGAGAUGAGGGCAGUCUCUUUGCUGGUGACCUUUUUCUGUUUUUUUUAUUUUUUAUCCAGGUCACAUACCUAGAAGAGUCUUAAUAGUAUCUUAAUCUGUUUCCAACCCCAUCUUGUCUUUUGUCCAGUUUCAGUUAUGGCAAGUCAAGUGAAGUAUUUUUGGUGAAUGAAAAAUAUUGUUAACAUAGUUAUUUAACGGGCGGUGUACUGUAGCCUAAUACAUCUUGUAAUUACAACUAUACCCAUUACACAUUUAGAGUUCUCCUGUACAAUCCACUACUCUCAAGUGACGAGUAACUUAUUAACUGAUAUGUGAACACUCAUUUCUGACAUUUAAAUGAUAGUGUGUGUGUGUAUGUAUGCAACUUCACCCAAAGAUUCCUAUCCUGUAGUCUUAAUAAUGUUACCUAUUACUGAUAAAUGGCUAUAUUUUGAAUACAUAUUCCUGUUAGGGCCAUACACUGUAUAAUCUGUGGUGUGCCAUCCUAAACAGUACACACAAAUACUGGACUUUGUUGUGUUGUAUCUUUUUUUUUUUUUCCUUUUGCAACGGGGUAAAAAAUCUUGAGCUACAAUAUUAGACACUAUUGAUAGAAUCUGAUGAUGGGCAAGCCAACAUGUCAUGUAGUUUAUAGGUCCUGACUUAAAGGACGCUGGCUGCCUGUUGUGGAACGUUUACAUAAAUGAAAAGGAUCAAUUAGCAGCUUGAAACACGCAGAAGGUGGAUGACAAUUGUUACAGACUUGAUGAUAGUCUUGCACACUUAUAAUCUUGAUACACAAAGAAUGAUGUGUGAGCUGUUGUGUGUCAAUGUUUUCACUAACAAGUAUUUGUGGGCAUGAGGCGCUGCCACUCCCUGGAUUCUUGGCUAUGUUAAUGUUGAAGAUUUAUUUGUAACAGAAAUGUUUAAAAAAAAAAAAGGCAGUGUCAUGCAUGCAAAAUGAAAUACACUAUAUUGGAACAAAACAUUGGGAAUCCCAAAGUCAAUUUUAACCCACACUUCCACACUUUGAUACCUCUUGUGUUAUACAAUAAAAAAAAAACGUGUGAGUGCUUCAGACUGUGCAGACAAUUAAAAUGCCUCUGGAUUAAAAGCAAAAACAAAACAAGUA
Molecule: messenger RNA, 2147 nt
Organism: Labrus bergylta (ballan wrasse)
Lineage: Eukaryota; Metazoa; Chordata; Actinopteri; Labriformes; Labridae
Product: UBA_like_SF and PTH2 domain-containing protein
Cellular component (GO): mitochondrion; cytosol
Molecular function (GO): peptidyl-tRNA hydrolase activity; protein binding
Source: RefSeq, a predicted model, not a curated record